UCCACUCUUGAAACAACUGCAAGACCAUGUAACCACAGCACAACCAAUUCCACAGAGGUAACAGCUGAUAAGUUCACACUAUGUACGCAAUAAGUACUAGUCUACCCGUGAUGUUUAGAGGCAAUUACUGACUAGAAAAGCCAGUAAGACUACAGCGUUGGUUUGAAUGUUGGAAUGUGCAGAAUGGCUUUGUGAGAGCAGGUUGCCCAUGUCUGAGCCAACCUGUUAAGGUGCAAGACUGGAUUGGUACAGCAUGGUUUCCCACACCUGCAUUUUAUCAGAAGAACAGCUCCAGUGCUCCAUAUGUCAGCACAUGUUCACCAACCCAGUCUGCAUCCCGUGUGGACACACCUUCUGCCUGAGUUGCAUCUCAGACUACUGGGAUGGCCGGCAGCAGGAGCAGUGUCCAAACUGUAAAGAGGUCUUCCUCGUCAGACCUAGGCUCAGCGUUAAUGUCUUUGUGACGAAGCUGAUUAAUCGUCUCCGGAGGUCAGGUCUGGAUAACGUGGUACAGAUCUGCGAACAGCCUGUCAGUGAGCCUCACAGUACAACCACUGGGCUCACUGCAGGGAGGACUCUCUUGCUGCUCUGCAUUCUCGCUGUGGCCGUAGGAUAUGCAGCACAUGUGUUCCAGGACACUGCCCCAUCCAAGCUGGCGGAGCCCUGUGACCAGAGAACGCUCACCCAGGAAAUGGAAAAUAGCAAGAAGCUGAGAGACUCUUUUGAGGGGAAUAUGCAGAAGGCUGUAACUAAUUUGGACAGAAAACUGGACAAUCUGUCAAAAAAAGUAUCGGUCUUACUGAAAAACACAUUGAAAAUCCACACAACCAAACUGGGGAAGGUGUCUGAGAAGGAAACUGCAGCAGAGAGGAAACUGAAGAAUAUCCGGCAAUAUGAAGUGGAUGUGACCCUAGAUCCUGACACAGCCCAUCCAAGCCUUCUCCUUUCUUCUGAUGGUAAACAACUAUGGCAUGGACACACUCAACAAAACCUCACUAAUCACCCAAAGAGGUUUGACUACUGUAUCAGUGUCCUGGGAAAGGAGGGCUUCAACUCGGGGAGCUUUUACUACGAAGUGCAGGUCAAAGGAAAGACAAACUGGGAUCUAGGAGUGGUUCGAGAAUCCAUUAACAGGAAGGGGAAGAUUGUACUCGGUCCAACAAACGGGUAUUGGACAAUAUGGCUUCGGAAUGAUGAAAAUUAUGCUGCACUGGAUAUGCCUACUGUCCCAAUCUCUCUGAAAAACAGGCCUGAGACGGUGGGGGUGUUUGUGGAUUAUGAGGAAGGUCUUGUGUCCUUCUAUGAUGGGGACAGUGGGGGUCAUAUCUACUCUUUUACUGGUCUCUCUUUCACUGAAACACUCUACCCAUACUUCAGCCCUGGCCUUAGUUCAGGAGAUAAAAACUCAGCCCCGAUGAUCAUUUCCAGGCAUGUCUUCUAAAUUAAAUGUAGGGUCCGUUUCAUGUACUCUGAUCACUUAGGAUCAGAUCUAAACUUGAAAAUGAACUGUGAAGUCUUAGAUCACGUUAUCCAAUAUUAGCUCUGAUCUGGAUCAAACUCUCAGUAUGAAUUGUAAAAAUGUUUUAGAGAUACAUUUUGAUUUAAAUAAAUCAGGAUUAUCCUAAUCACA
Molecule: messenger RNA, 1630 nt
Organism: Alosa sapidissima (American shad)
Lineage: Eukaryota; Metazoa; Chordata; Actinopteri; Clupeiformes; Clupeidae
Product: nuclear factor 7, ovary-like
Exons: 5
Coding region: 254-1441 (395 amino acids)
Molecular function (GO): protein binding
Source: RefSeq, a predicted model, not a curated record